AUGGACAAGGGACCAUCCGCUCUCGAAAGGGUAUGGUCGAUACCGACACUGCACGAUGCGAUCAUCUCCUUGGUUCCUCCUGAAUGUAUACCAAAUCUGGCUUUGGUCAACAAGUCAUUCUUCGAGCCUGUCAUCAGACAUAAAUAUAAAUCGUGUGGCCAACAUGAUUACGAGAGAGUGAUGAAGAAAUGUAAAGCCCAAGAAAGGAAGCUUCUAUAUCGUAACUCGAUCAAGGUUCUUCGACUUGAAAAGUCCACAUUGGCCUCUCAUCCAGCCAGAUGGGCGAAACUGUUCGACUCACUCCCGAAUUUGAAGACGGUAACUUAUGAAGAAGUAGAGCUUUCGAAAGAAACCAACAACGAUGUUUGUGGAGAGACCUCUCAGUCAAAGUUCAGUUUCGAAUACUCUUACUCUUAUAGCGAGUCUUUGGGUAUGAGAACAGACAAACGAAUAAAGCGACGAGUCGGUAUCCCGAAUGCCUACAAUCAGAAGAUGGAUUACAGUCUGGCAAUAGGUCCAAUGCUCAUAUAUGACUUGCUUGUCCAAGGUCAAAAUGGAAAUCCACACAUCCAAAUGGAGAUCAAGAGGAAGAUGCUUGAGAGAAUUAGAUUCAUCUCUAAUUCACCCAAAUGGUUGACAAUAUGUGUACCAUUCGAAAAUUCUCAUCUACUGGAUAUUUACACAAAGUUGAUCCAAGAAGGAUUUCAAACCCCAGAUGCCAUCACAUUGACCUCAUGCGAUGAGUCUCUACCCGAUUUGUUAGAAAUUAUCGGUGGACGAUUAUUGUUUCUUUCAAUUCUAACGUGGAGAAAUGAACCCAAUCAACUCACCUUUGAAAGUUUGUGCGAGAGAGUCGGCUGGGAAAGAUUAGAAAAAUUGGCGUUCCUCAAUGUCUCAUGCACGAGAUACCCACCUUCGGAUGAUGUCCUUCAAGAAGGAUUCGAUCACGACGACCAUGAUUAUGUCGUAAAUUCCGAUACCACCACUACGACGCUUGUUGGAAACCGUAAAGCGCUAAGCGGACCACCCAGACUAUCAUUUUUCAGUUUAUCGAUAGUCUAUCCGGUCGAUAUAAUCUUGUCACCAAUCCAAUUGGAGAAUGAAAAACGAUAUAUCCGUCAGAUGGCUCAUAUCGUUUAUCAAUUGACUAUAAGGAGAAUAUUGACCAAACUAGAUCAAUACGAAGAAAUGAUUAGGCUGUUGGUACUCCAUAGCAUGAAGGACGGAGAUCGAGGUCCUUUUCGUACAGCCGUAUUCAACGAUGAAUUCAACAAGGUUUUCUUGGAAGCAAUAAAAGAGAAAAUCGAAGAUGGCACUAGAAAGAUGGAAGGAAGAGGAGCUGGAAGUGGUUAA
Molecule: messenger RNA, 1353 nt
Organism: Kwoniella mangroviensis CBS 8507
Lineage: Eukaryota; Fungi; Basidiomycota; Tremellomycetes; Tremellales; Cryptococcaceae
Exons: 2
Coding region: 1-1353 (450 amino acids)
Source: RefSeq, a predicted model, not a curated record